Messenger RNA from Neolamprologus brichardi, 3105 nucleotides. NCBI's taxonomy places the organism in Eukaryota, Metazoa, Chordata, Actinopteri, Cichliformes, Cichlidae. The record is from RefSeq and is a predicted model, not a curated record.
CUUAGUUUCAAUAUUGAUCCUGUGGCUUGGAAGACCCUGAGGAACUCUGCUGCUGGUUUUGGCUACCAGGUGGUUCAAAGACAAUCAGAUUUGCUUGUCAGUGCCCCACUUGAACAGUAUUCACAAAACAGAAAGGGGAAAAUAUACAGGUGUACCAUCUCUGGUGAAAACUGCCUAAAUAUACAAUUUCGAGAGCCAGAUUUUGCUAUCAACAUGUCUCUUGGUUUGACAAUGAAAAGUGAUCCUGGAACCCAAAAUGCUGUGGCAUGUGGUCCAACUAUUCCAAAGGACUGCAAAAGUAUCACCAUGUACAGGGGAGUGUGCUUUCAAAUAAACCGUUCCAAUAGAUUUGAGCGUCCCAUACCACCUUCUGUCAAAGAAUGCCCGCUACAAGCAGACAUUGCUUUUCUGUUGGAUGGUUCAGGGAGUGUACAUAGCGAAGAUUUUCAAACAAUGAAGACCUUUGUGAAAAAUCUGGUUCAGUCUUUUCUCUCAAGUGAUACAAAGUUUUCUGUUUCCCAGUUCUCUACUUCAUCGAAGGUCCAUUACUAUUUUGAUAAUUUUUUCUCAUCUGGAUCAUGGGAAUCUAACAUUGAUGGAAUAAAACAACUAGACCAAGCAACUUACACAGCUGAGGCCAUCGAACAUGUUGUUUAUCUUGGUUACUCCAUGGCAAUUGCUAAAUCCUGGAGUGGCUCAGUGACAGUUGUUGGUGCUCCAAGAUAUAAACACAGAGGAGCUGUGUUUGCUGUUAACAGAGAUAGCUUUAGAAAUCAAAAGAUUGAGCCCUUUCCAUGGCAGUAUCAGACUGGUGAAUAUUUCGGGGCAGAGGUGUGUACCAUGGACAUAAAUAAUGAUGACAUCACUGAGCUAAUCUUCAUAUCAGCCCCAAUGUACAUGGAGCCUGAUAGAGAGGGAAGAGUUUAUGUUUGCAGACUAACUGGUUUGUUUGUGGAGUGUAAUUUUGAUGAUCCAUUAGUACUAAGAGGACGUGCAGCUGUCAAAGGAAGGUUCGGCUCUUCUCUUGCUGUGCUGCCUGAUCUAAACUCAGAUGGAUUCAGGGAUUUGGCAGUUGGAGCACCUUUGGAGAAGGAUGGUGAAGGCAGCAUCUACAUAUUUAAUGGCGAAGGAGGAGGAAGAAUCAGUCUUACUUACUCACAGAGAAUUACUGGCUCUGAGGUCCAGUCAGGACUGAAGUUCUUUGGCCUGUCAAUCAGUCAGUCGUCUUUUGACCACAGUUUUGACGGACUGCCUGACUUAGCGGUGGGCUCAAAAGGCAAAGUUGUUUUAUUGAGAUCAAGACCCAUAGUAAUGGUGAAAGCUGAGGUGUCAUUCAACCCAAACCAAAUCCCUACUCAGAAUGAAGGCUGUUCAAAACCAUUGGAGAACACAGCUACAGUCUGCUUCACCAUGAGCAGAGUGUCUGCAGUCAACACAGCUCAAGCAGUGAUUAAUUAUACUAUAACACUGGAUGCCACACGUAAACCUCCAAACAACCGAGCUUAUGUCAGUGGGAAACAACAAGAACGAUCUGGAUCAGUAAUUGUGGUCUUAAGAAGACAACAGUGUUCAACUCUAAAGUUACUUAUUGAGUUAGGGUUUGACAUCAACUGUGGCACUGACAACAAAUGUGUUGAUAACCUUAAAGUGGAUUUUACGUUCACCAGAUCCUCAGAGGUUAAAGUGGGCAUUGAUGAGCUUCUGAAUGUCACAGUCACAGUGGAGAACAGAGGAGAAAACUCCUACAACAGCCGUGUUAUUCUCACGUACCCAGCUGGACUCUCAUACAGGAAGUUCACCAUUCAGCAGGGAAGAAUUGGGUGCAACUCUUUGGACAGUGAAGAUGGUUUAUCACGAGGAAGGACAGACUGCACUAUCCACAAACCAAUUUUCAAGAGCAAAACUAAGGCUUCCUUCAUUGUCUCCUAUGGGAUUGACACCAACAGUCAACUUGAGAGGAAGCUCUUUGUCACUGCAAAUGCCACCAGUGGAAAUCAGGAGCAUGCCACUACAAAUGAACUCUAUAAAAAUAAAUCGAUUGAUGUGAGAUAUAGCAUUUUUAUGACAUUUGAAAGCUCUCUCAGCUACAACAAUUUCACAUUUGGGAGGAGUGAUUUGCAGAAACCAGUCCAGCAAUCAAUUAAGAUUACAAAUGAUAUCAGAGCACUUAAUUUCACUGUGGUGAUCAGGGUUCCAAUGAAGCUUGGCAAAAAAGACAUUUGGGUGAAUUUGAUCAGUCUACAGAUUGCAGACUGUCAGAGAGGAAUUGACGAAGAACCACCUGUCAAAACUUUUGUUUCUCAGAUCAGAAAAAAUAAGGUGGUGGACUGCUCUGUAGCCAAGUGCAGAGUGUUUAAGUGCAACACUUUCAUGGGAAUACGGGAGAGUAGGACGUAUCAAAUCUCUGCCAACCUCAGUUCAGGAUGGAUAGAGCAGAUUGGGCUUCAGUCUGCCAAAUUCCUCUUGACCAGCACUGCCAGUCUGGAGUAUGACAAAAACCAGUACAUCUACUUUUCAGCAGCGUCUGACAACAAUCCUCCUGUUCACAAGAUUGAUGCAGACGUAGAAGUGUAUCCUAAGCCAAAUUUCACCAAAGCGAUCAUUGGAGGAUCCCUGGGAGGGUUGGGUUUUCUAGCUUUACUCACCGCUAGCCUGUAUAAGGCUGGAUUUUUCAAGAGUAAAUACAAACAGAUGAUAAUUGAAAUUACAGAAGAUGAUCCAGGGACGGCUGCAGGUGCACCCUCAGCAGAGUAACAAAGAUGGCAUUUGUAGCUGUACAUCUGAUUUGAACGACAGAUGUAGACCAUCCUGAUAAUUUCAGGGGUGAACAUGGUGUGUAGAAAUGUACAUGCUACCACAUUUGAUUAAUUAAACAGACAACAGCUUGCUGUGUUUCAAAUCACUCCCUUGCCUAGUCAUUUGCUAUGAUCUGUAACAAAGGUUCCUACCUGGUGGUGAGGAUCCUCAAGACUCAGGACCAUAAAACUGGAGCACCUAUUGUAAAUAAGAAACCACCACUAGAUAUUUUUCUUAAGAGGAUAUAUUUAUGUAGAUUUUCAAGCCUGUAAGUCCAGCAAGAAAGAUUAGGCCUUUAAAAUCAAAUCG